CUCGCGGUGGCUGACGGGAUCUCCCGACUUCCUGUGUCUGUGUGUGCAUGCAUAUCGGUUGUCGGCGAUCGGUGCGCCCGUCUCGAACCGGUGUUUGGACCUUUUGUGCCGUCUCCCCGGAAUUACAAGGUGCAGCCAGUGUUUUGAACAGCUGCAGGUCAGGCAUGGGCAGCCCAGCGCGGACGUGAAGGCGGAGUCCGGCUGCGAAGAAAGUGGCGGGGAUUCGGUGAACUGGGGCAGUGGACGUGCGGUGACAGCCAUCUCGUGGCAACUCUGAAGCUAUGGCAUUCGCAGGGCUCAAGAAACAGAUCAACAAAGCCAAUCAGUAUGUCAGCGAAAAGAUUGGUGGAGCGGAGGGUACCAAAUUCACGGACGAGUACAUGGAAAUGGAGAGGAAAAUAGACUUGACCAGCGAGUUAGUGGAAGAGCUGAUUGUAAAGACAAAAGAAUACCUCCAGCCAAAUCCAGCAUCCCGAGCAAAGCUGAUGGUAAGCACGAAACUCCGAGGCCCGGGAAAAACUCAUGCAUAUCCUCAGCCGGAGGGAGUGCUCGGAGAAUCCAUGACCAAGUAUGGCACUGACUUGGGCGAGGAAAGCCCCUUUGGUCAGAGCCUCAUCGAAGCUGGAGAGGCACUCAAGCAGCUGGCCGACAUCAAAUAUGCCCUGGAAGACAAUGUGAAACAGAACUUUCUUGAGCCCCUUACCCAACUACAGAACAAGGACCUUAAGGAUGUUUUGCAUCAUCGCAAGAAAUUGCAGGGUCGACGUCUGGACUAUGACUGCAAAAAGCGAAAACAACUGAAAGGUGGCCACUUGACAGAAGAUGAGAUCAAGCUUGCCGAGGACAAAUUUGAAGAGUCUUUCAACUUGGCGUCCCUGGGAAUGUUUAAUCUUUUACAAAAUGAUGUCGAGCAAAUCUCUCAGCUUCAUGCCCUUGCUGAAGCCUUCUGUGAAUAUCAUCAGCAGUGUGCGGAAGUGCUCCAGGGGCUUACUGAACGGUUGCUCGAACAGAAAGCUGAGGCAGCAGGGCGUGAUCGCGAGCCAUACGAACCCAAGAAGCUGUCUGAUCUCAACCUCACAGCGAUUCAUGACGACAUCUCGCCCAUGGUCGAGUCAGGUGGGGGCUACUUCAAUGGCGAGCCCCAGCAAAACUCCCUCUUCUUCUCCUCAGCCCCAACUGCAUCUCCUGCCCGCUCACCCCUGAGCUCGCCUGUGAACCCACGGCCUGCCAAUAACCUCUUCCUGGGCAGCUUCCCCAAUCCGCAUGGCACGGGGGCCUCACCUGGCUCCAGGUCUCCCAAUGCUUCUCCACUUCCAUCGCCGGUGCGGUCACCAGCCCGGGCCCCACGCGCCCCAACUUGCCGAGCGCUGUACGACUUCGAGCCGGAGAAUGAGGGCGAGCUGGGCUUCCAUGAGGGGGACCUCAUCUCGCUCGUGCGCCGCGUCGAUGACAACUGGUACGAGGGCAGCAUCGACGGCCACACAGGCAUGUUCCCUGUCAACUAUGUCGAGGUGGUGGUGCCGCUGCCAUGAAGCUGCGCGUGGCUGAGCUCUAGCCACUGCUGUUCUGCUGCUGGCUGAUGAUGCCGCUUGUUACCAGCUGCGCAAAUGCCUGCUGUGGGAACAAGAGGCUCUACCAACCCUCCAUCUGUGUUAGCUCUGAAUUCAGCAAGUCCCAUCUGUUGAUUUUGGUCUUAUCUGUGAAUGGUUCACCUCUGGACUUUAGUCAUUUUGGGUUGUUUAUAUAUGAGUUUUCCCUUGCAGCCAUGCUUUCAAUCAUUAUGGCAACUGCCCAGCGCUAAGUGUGAAAAUGUAAAUAUUUAUUAUUUAGUGCCACGGACAUUUUUAAGUCAUUGUUUAUUUAUGUUUGGACUCUGCACCCCCACCCCUGCCCUAUCCUUGAUGAGCUUUUAUUCCUGUGGGAUGAGAAAUGACAGUGGUUUGUUUUUUGAAGAUGGAGAAAAAAAAAAAAGAAAAGCUAGAAGUGCUUUCCAUAGGCACAAAUCAGAAGGUUGUGUUGGUUGCAGAUAACAUUUUUUCUUUCGUUUUUCUCUUUCAUCAGAAAUUUAUGUGCUGUGUGUUAAGAGGCAUCAUUUGAUGACAACCUUUUUGUUGUUCAGAAUAGAUUUAAGACAUGGCCAGGUUCUAUCACCUGGUUACAACCAACUGGGCAUGUCUUGGUUUCUUCUUUUUCACUUUGUACACCAUUGUAACUUUUUUUUUUUGGAAGCUUCUGCCUUGGACUCAAUGUCUUUCAUGGCAUCAAUCAUGUACCACGUCUCCCAAUGCCUGUAGUGAGCCUUGUUGAUCGUGACUUAAACAUCCUGUUCUAUCAAAACUGCUACAUUUAUUGUAUGUGGGAGUUGUUAUAAAGCUUACUGGAGAUUCUACUUACCCCAGAUGCUUGUCACCAAUCUGCAGCUUCCCAUACUGCUCCUUUUUCUUCAUCGUCUGUCUGUGCUGACAAGUACACCAAAUAUGUGUAGCACAGGGGUUCCCAAACUUCUUGGCUCAAGAGGAACGACCUUGGCGUUCAAUAUGUAGUUAGGAACCCCUCAUCCUCUGCCUGUCAGAUACAUGUGAAGAAGAGCGCAGACAAAGGGCUCCUCAUUUAACAUCUGCACUCACUCAGGUAAAUGGUUACACAAGGCUCAUAUUUGCACAUUGCUGGAAAGGUUGGAUUGGGAGAAUCAUUAGUAGCUUAGCGAUUGUGAAGAAAAAGCUGCACAGGUGAUCAGUCACGCAUGUCAGUCAAGGUGCUCACAGGGCUCCAGAAAGUUGUGUGGACCUGAUGAGGUUUCUUCCAUGAGUACCCACACUCAAUCAACGAAUUAAUCAAGCCAGCAGUUACACAAAGUUGGGCGGUUGUUACAAUCAGGGUGUCGCAACAAAAUGUUUUUCAUUCUGAUUUUAGUUUUGUACCACUGCAAAAAAGUUCCGUUCUGGUUCUGCUCCAGAAUGAAAAAAAAAGAAAAUGAUCCGUAAGAGUUUAUAACGGUUUUUGUUUGCAUGCAAAAAUUUUUGAAGCAGAUUAACAAUAAAAGCAUAGAAGUUAUUGUUCUCAAUAAUUGAAUUGUGAAUUCCGAGAUCAUGCUCAGUGCCUUGAGUAAGGCACUGAGCAUGAUCUCGGAAGCAGCACGUCAUCAAGUGUACUGUCCAAAAUGUAAGACCACUGUUCCAAUAAACUGAACUUAAACGAACGACAAAACUAUGGUAACAAAGAUUUGUACCCGUAGAAAACAAAACAGUAAGCCCUUCAGCGCGCAAGCCCUGGGUUUCGCUACUAUGCCGAUCUGCUGGUGCACAGAGUGGCAGGCUUAGAUUAGCGGAGCACUCGACCGGCUAUCACUCACACUGUCCCUGCCUGAGAUAUGCACUUACCAGGACCUCCAAGACACGUGCUAAUUCUAAUGUUGCCUGGUGUCAGUUGUUUCGGAUUGCUGACUUUCCUUUUGAACCGAAAACUGAUCAAAAAUAUUUCGGUUUCACUCCGAAACAAAAUAAUAAAUGUUUCAUGUGUGUUCUUGCUGCAGUCAAAAAUAUAUUCUUUUUUUUUCAUUCCAUUCUGACACACUAAUUACAAUGAAUGAGCAAUCAGCCAAUAAGUAGCUUUGCUGUGGUGUAGACAAGGUGAAAAGGAAAAAAUGGGGGCACACAGAUCACUCAGUAUGCUCAUGAAAAUCAAAAGUCCUGUGUGGAAUGUGAGGGUUCCUUGAGAUGCAGUUUGGGAACUCCUGAGUUAGCUUACUUUGUGCUCCUUUAGUGGCUGGCCUCAUGAUGAAAGUUCUCCCCCUCCCUUCAAGUUCAUCAUUUGUGAGAGCAUGGUUGUGAAAUGCUUCCCUCUAAUGUUCAGCUGGUGCUAUUCGUGCCUGUAUUGCAGUGGAAAGGAAAGAGCAUUUUCUGCAUGUAGGUGGUGGGCACUAUUGCUGUUCUUGUUUGGAAUGUUCAAAUCAGCACCCAAUGGAGAACCGCACGACUGCUCGUCAGCACCUUGCGACGACAGCUACGAAACAGGAGCGAUAAAGGAUGUCUUGUUGUAUGGGCAGUGCCUAAGGAAAUCCCACUUUUUCUGUCACUAGUCUGUCAAGGCCAUCAGUAUGCAUCCAUCCCCCGCUACUGGUCACUUUUCAGUGUUUUUCUUCAGCCAAACACAAAUGCAAAACAAGAAUGAAGAUGGAUAUGAGGAUUGGUGGUCCCCCUUACCUUUCCAGUCAUUUAAUAUGUCUGUGCUCCUUGUGUUACAGUUCACUUGUUCUGACUGCAUAAUCAUUUCAUUUGUGAGCACAAAGCAACGAUCAAGCCUUCGACUUUCACCUAAUGAGUGCAGUUUUAAGUGUACAGAUAGCAAUGUCUGUUUGGAUGUAUGCUGAAAUGUUAUGAGAAAAAGCUAACUACAAGUACAUCGAAACCUGCAAACUUAAAAGAAAAAAAAAAGCACCACACCAAUCACCACACAAGUAGCAUAAAUGCCCAGAAUAAUUUCCAGAGCAUGGGGAUGCGUUACUGCAUACUACAUAGCAAUGCAAAUGCUUCACAUGCCUACUUUUAGUGUGCACUUUUAAAGCUGAACUUCGCAGUUUUUUGCUAUAAAAACUGUUGACCACAUUACUUCGGGUGUAAUACACCAUCUUUUUUUGCUGCAGCAGAGUGACCUUCAAGACAAGGGCAUUUAGCUUUGGCAAACAAUGUACGAGUGUUGGCAACGGGUAGUUGGCACAGCCGGUGGGUAAUGGUUAUGUGAGGCUUUUAUGAUAAGAGUUGUAACAGCAUAUACGAGAGUUUUAGCCAGUGUGUAUACAUAUCAGCGUUUACAUGUCAACCGAGUACUGGGAUGCAAAUGUAAACAGCAAUGCUGGUAAUCUUUAUCUGAUGGUGUGUUCAUAUUGGCAUGUGCUACAGUGUUCUUGGGUGUGACAUUUCUUGGCAGGGAAGGGUAUAAUACAUAUUAGGAAGUCUGUGUUGUUACAAAAACUUUGACGCUAGUAUGUUAGAAUACACAGACACAGGAUGCAGCAAGAGGCUCGUAUGAAUUGUUUGAGCAGAGCAUCACAAGGUGUAGCCACGAAUGCUAUUUUGGAGCUACAUCACAGUACCUCGCUAGAACAGUACCACUAAAAUGUACACAUACUCGCUUAAACUUUCAAUUGAUUUGCCCCGCAGUAAACACUGAUCUACAUUGAUAAACAUCACUUGCCUUUUAAAAGGUUCUGGUGAGAAAAUAAUGGUCUUCAGAAGGCUUUACAAUCCAUAUGCCCUGGUUCGAUUAAGGUUUGGGGCAGGUUGAUGUAGACUGUUACAUUAAUUUGAGAUUGCACAACUGCUACAAGGCAGGCCACGAAUUUGUGUCACUGUUUGUAUUGUCUGUAGUUUGUUCUUCACUGUUCAUGAUGUGCAAGACCACCAUGUCGUGUGGCUUUUCCCUGAAGAAGCGCAUGCUUACACAUUUGAGUGAGUGCGUCUUGAAUUGUGUGUUGCAGUGUUUGCGUUCUGACAUAUCCAACGCAACUAUGUGUACUCACGUGCGCAUGUCUCGUUCAGCUGUCGUUGGUGCAUUGCUGGAGGAGCAGACACAUCUAGUCCACUGGGUGGCAAAUGGUCCUGUUUCGAGAGGGGAUGUACUGCUCAUCUGCAUCUGUCUUGGUGCCUCACUUUUCAUUUUCAAACACUGCAGCCAGAUGUGGCCACUAUAUAGCUAGCCGAGGACAGUGCGCUAGAAGCUGGUUCUUGUUAAGCAUAUUUUAGCAUCAUGGUAUAUAGCCGUUCGCUACAUACAAAACAUGUCGCAAAGAGAGCAUAUGCUCUCAAACUUUCUGUGUGUUUCAAGUAACCACUAGGUCUACAGUGUGUCCCUUCUAGCAAUAUGCCCUAGUCAGCAAUAUUGAGGCUCUGUGCCCUCCACUCGAGCUUGCUUCACAAUCUGGCCUGUGAAAAGCACCAGCGGCCCAUCGCACGUACAUGAUAGUUUCUGCCAUACAAAAUGAUGGAACUAAUAUUUUACAACAUCCGAGAUUUUUAAAAUCCAAAUACCAAAGGCAAUAUACAUUCGCUUCUGUUGUCUCAGACACAUACCUCACACCGUCCCUGUCUCGUGGCAAUACGGCGCACCCCCUAUGAGUUCUUGAAAUGGAAUCUUAUGUUCACAUUAAAAAAAAAAUUGUGCUGUUCGCUCACCUCCAGCCUCCAUAGCAGCUUCCUUGUAGUCUUAGAAUCCCCGUUCUUUUUUCCUUUCCCACUACUACUCUUCUGUGUGCCGAUUUCUAACCCGGCCAGCCACCAGCAUAACUUGUAACCGUAACCACUGUGAUCUUGAUGUUGUUCUCCGUAGACCUGUAUCCUUUUCUCUCUGUCUGUUCCAUACACGCAUCGCUACAGGAACUCUCAAACCGUGGUUCUUUUUUCGCUGUUGUAAAAUCUUGUUAAAUGUCAUGCAAAUGAGACAUUUAUCCCAAAUAAAAGCUGUUUUUGUUGUUCCAACAA
This is a messenger RNA of Dermacentor andersoni, 6476 nucleotides long. RefSeq names its product SH3 domain containing GRB2 like, endophilin-A (gene EndoA). Gene Ontology annotation, biological process: synaptic vesicle uncoating. Gene Ontology annotation, molecular function: protein binding. Gene Ontology annotation, cellular component: glutamatergic synapse; presynapse; cytoplasm. Lineage: Eukaryota; Metazoa; Arthropoda; Arachnida; Ixodida; Ixodidae. The record is from RefSeq and is a predicted model, not a curated record.